Ailuropoda melanoleuca (giant panda) is the source of this 4518-nucleotide messenger RNA. RefSeq names its product SP110 nuclear body protein (gene SP110). Gene Ontology annotation, molecular function: DNA-binding transcription factor activity, RNA polymerase II-specific; protein binding; DNA binding. Lineage: Eukaryota; Metazoa; Chordata; Mammalia; Carnivora; Ursidae. The transcript has 20 exons. Gene Ontology annotation, biological process: regulation of transcription by RNA polymerase II. The record is from RefSeq and is a predicted model, not a curated record. The coding region runs from base 133 to 2220 and encodes 695 amino acids. Gene Ontology annotation, cellular component: nucleus.
CAUGUGGCAAAGCACAGACUUCCUGUUUCACCCACUGGCAUCUCCCUGCUAUUCUCUCCGUCUUCCAGGAGUGAUCCCUGGCCGCCAGACCCAGGAAAGGGGCAGGAGCAGGUGGCAGACACAGCAUCCAGGAUGUUCACCAUGACCAGGGCCUUAGAAGACACUCUUCUCCAGCAGUUCAUAUACCAGAAGCUGGAGAUUGCCUAUGCCAUAUACAAGCCAUUUCCCUUCCUCGAAGGCCUCCGAGACAACUUCUUCAUCACUGAGACAAUGUACAGGGAAUCCAUGGAGGCCUGUAGAAAUCAGGUCCCCAUCCCCAGAGUGGUGUACAACGUCCUCACCCACCUGGAAAAGAACUUCAGUGUCUCAUUUCUGGAGAUGUUGUUCAGCCGAAUUAACCUGCAUGAAUACCCGCACCUGAUGACAAUUCUCAAGGGCUUCAGAAGUGUUGUCAAUUGCUGCGGAGGAUGGAGCAGAGCUGUGCCGACUCUCCUCGAAGCCCCAGCCAACCCAGCAGAAGGGUGUUCCCUCCAGACGCUGCUGCCGCUGCCCCCACCCCAGAGCCACCCACCCCAUGCACCCAGUAUCAUGGAGCCCAGCACAUCCACACAGCACAGUGCUGAGAUCGUGGGAGAACCAUCCAGCCCUUCUGACCCUGCCGUGACUCUCCCCAGAGCCACCCAGGAAGAAAGCAUCACUCCAGACAACUUAACAUCCCAAAUAAACGAUGACGAAGACUCACAAGGGACGCCCGGCACGCCCUCCGACACCGUGCGAGUGAUGAGCGAUGACUCUCCUAAACCAAGUGGCCCCAGGGAGCUCCAGGAGGCGCCCAGCACUCCUCUCAGAAAGAAAGGAAAGAAAAGAAAAAGAAGUAUCUGGUCAACUCCAAAAAAGAGACACCAGAAAAAAAGGCUCCCAAAAGGGAGAACCUCACCUCAGCACAAAAGCCAAGAGAAGCUCCAAGGGGUGGAUCAGGCACCUCAAAGGAAGGACGAUUCACCUAGGAAGUCAAAUGUCAUGACAAGGGCCCAAAAGGCAAAGGCUGAAUGUGCCCAAACCGCUGGACCAGAGGAAAUCAGUGAAGACUUUUCAGAAAUGAAUGAAGAAAAGAGCCCCCAGGAGCCACCCAGCACACUCCCAAGAAUCCUGCAUGAUCCAACAAAUAAUGGAAAUAAACCAUCUUCGGGAAAAUCUCCUGGGGAAAAGCGAAAGAGGAUAGAACAAUAUAACCUGCCAUCUUCAAAAAGAAGACAGGAAAAAAAGCUCCCAAGAACCUUACCUGGACACAGCAUCCAAGAGAAGCUCCGUGUGGUGGAUCAGGCACCUGAAAGGAAGGAUGAUUCAACCGGGCACUCAAAGAUCAUGACAAGGGCCCAAAAGGCAAGGAUUGAAUGUGUCCCAACCUCUGAAUUAAAGGAAAAGAAAAGGGAAAAAGGUGUCAGUUCAAGUUCAACAAGAAGGUGUCAGAAAAAUAUUCCCAGAAAGCAAAAGCCCAAAGAUGAAACUAUGGAUUUUCUCUCUCCUGAACUUCCUGUGACCUGUGGUGAAGCCAAAGGGAUUUUAUAUAAGGAGAAAUUGAAACAAGGAUCCUCAGAGAAGUGCAUUCGGAAUGAGGAGGGGGUUUGGUUCACACCAAAAGAAUUUGAAAUCGAAGGAAAACGGACAAAAACAAGGAAAUGGAAGCAGACUGUGCUUUGCAGAGGAAAGACCUUAGAAGAGUUGCUGAAGAAAGGACUUUUGCUCUGUCCUCCAAGAAUAAGUGUCAAGAGAGAGGUAAAGAGCAGGAGCCCGUGGAGUUGCACCUUCUGCCGGAUAAAGGAGUCUUUGGGAAGGCAGCAGCGUCACAGGGAAUCUGAGGUCCUGCAGAGGCAGAUGCAGCCUGAGGAGCGGGUGAAAUGUGAGUUCCUCCUCUUGAAGGCCUACUGUCAUCCACAAAGCUCCUUUUUUGCCGAAACCCCACGAAAUAUUCGAGAUUAUGGAGAGCCCUUUAAGGAAGCCAUGUGGUUGGACCUGAUUAAGGAAAGGUUGACUGAGAAAGUGUAUACAGUGGCAUGGUUUGUUCGUGACAUGCACCUGAUCUUUCACAACCAUAAAACAUUUUACAAGGCCUCGGUCUUUGGUCAGAUAGGAUUGGACUUGGAGGAAGAACUUGAAAAGGACCUCAAAGAGGUGUUUAUUUUUUGCAAAGUCAAUGAGAGCAGCUUCCAGACUCUUUGACCCUGUUCUAGAAAGACUAAGGCUCCCAACUUCAGGAUCCAGAUGACAUGACCCCGGCCGUCUUUCGACUGCCAGUGAGUCCGGGAUGCUAUUGGCUGCCCUCUUGACUCAAAGCCAGAACCUUCAUACCAUCAUCAUGCCUUCUUUUUGUUUGUUUCUACACCUAAAAGUGUGUGUGUGUGUGUGUGUGUGUGUGUAAAAUAUACCUCUAAUCCCAGCCAACACCGCAGGCCUCUUCUUUGUCAAUAUUUCCACCUCUCUUCUCCCACAGUCAGUUAUCUAUUCUCAUUUGCUCAACUAAACUAUAAGGGUAACAGCUUCAGAAUUUCUACAGUCCUACCUCUAUGAAAAACAAACUCAGUUGAAUCCUGAAUUGUGUGGAAAUUAUUUUGUUUCUGUUUUAUAUAUAUAUUCUGUUAUAUUUUGUUUCUGUUAUAUAUACUCUGUUGUAUAUAUAUGUGUGUGUGUAUGUAUAUUUCACAUAUCAUUGCAGAGUAUUUUUCAGAAUUUUGCACUGUAUUUAUGAAUGAGUUUGGUCCGUAAGCUUCUGUGUCCUGUCAAAAUCAGACGUAGGCUAUCCCAGCUUGGCACAAGAAUGCCUAAAACUUUCUACCUUUUAUAUGCUCUGGAAUAGUUUAUAAUGUUUUAAAUGAACCAACUCAUAAAGUUAUAUAGCCUACCGUUCUUUGAAGAGGUAAUACUGACCAGGUUCCCUGCCUUUUAAGGGUCAUUAAACUAUUCAGAUGUUCUCUUUUUUUUUGAGUCAGUGCCACUUUUAUAGUUUUCUAAGAAGUCAUUCAUUGCAUGUGUCAUUUAUACUUGGCCAUAUUUCUGCCAUAUUAUUUUAUUCCUUCUCUUUGGAAUACUUCCAUGGGAUUUUUGUCUACAUUUUCUUUGUUUUCACGUUCUAUUCUGGAAGGCAUUUGUAACAGGUUUUAAUUCUAAUAUUUACCUGCAAGUUCUCCAACUGUGCUUUUAACUUAUUUUUUAAAUGUCAGAGUCAGGGGCACCUAGGUGGCUCAGUCUGUUGAGUGUCUGGCUCUUGAUUUCAGCUCAGGUCAUGAUCUCAGGGUCCUGAGAUCGAGCCCCCUGUCCCUUCUGGGGUCAGGCUCUAAGCUCAGCAGGGAGUCGGCUUGAGAUUCUCCCUCCUUCUCCUCCUCUCCCCCUGCUCAUGCUCUCUCUCUGUCAAACACUCAAAUGAAUAAAUAAAUAUUUAAAAAAAUAAAUAAAAUAAAAUGAAUAAAUGUCAGAGCCAAAAAUAAAAGAUCUUCAUUGAGCCACAUAUUUAAGCCAAGGUGUUUGUCACUUUUUAUGUCCCUCAGCUUCCUAACUCAAAUGGGGAGGAAUUCACUAUUUUAUAAUAUGGCUAUUUAUUGUCAUUAUUAAAUGCUUACUUUUACUUUGUAUUAUUUUAAUUUUAUUCAAUCAUAUUAUAUAAGUCAUUAUUUUGUUAUUUUGAUAUUAUAUAAAUGAUUUGUUACUCCAAAUAUCUACCAAAUGGAAAAGCAAAAGUUGCAACUACCAUAACCCAUCUUCAUGACAACAUUAAUGCUGUGAAUUAAUGUUGCUGGUCUUUUCUUGCAGUGACUUCUCCUUGCUUCUUUUUUUGCUCCUUCUUUCAGUCAGUGUAUGUGUAGGUAAUUUUCUGAGCCUUUGCACAGCUCUGAAUGUCUUCUCUGCUUUCAUGAAUUCACUGUUGGGCUACAAUAUGUAUUUUAUCACAACUUCUCACCUUCAAAAUCGACUGAGAUGUUGGUCCGCCGUGUUUGGGCAUUUUGGUCCUACACCUGUGAAGUCUGCAUUCAGCCAGAAUUCUGUUUCUUUGUUAGUGUGCGGACACAUAGCAGGUUUCCUCGCUCUCCCUACAGUUAUGUAUUUUUGACGGGACAGGAUUCAAUGUAAUAUUCUUACCAUUGAUCUUACCUGGCACUCUGCCCUCUCAAUACACAUAGCCAGUUCUUUUUUCAGCAGCUGCAUUAAAUCUUUCUGAUCCUUUUGUUCUGGGCUUUCUUUCAAGAACAUCUAUUAUCCAUAAGUUGGCUAUCCGUUCUCUGGCCUCCCUAUUUAUCAUUUUAAAAAAAGAAAAAAUUAGUUCUGGGAAGCACUCCUCUUCUGAGGUCAUUAGUCUAAGACCUAAAUAUACUAACUCAAAACAAUUGCAAUUCUAUGGUCAAUAUUUUUUAACGAAUUUUUUUAAAUCAUUUUAAUAAUGCUAAUGGCUCUCUAUUAACCAAGCAAACUUUUCUUACCACAGUACUUUUCUUUUCUCCAGACAAAAAUAAAAAGUUACUGCCACUA